AUGGCUUUGCUAAAUGGAAUCGCCGUUUGGUGGGCUCCCAGUCUAAUUGGUCUUGGUUGGGUUCUAUGGGCCAUAUACGAAAUCUUUACGUCAUUCGUUCGCCGCGUUCCUGGCCCCGUGUACACUCUCUUCACCCGUCUCCCGUUAAAAUACUACACCCUCACCGGCCGCCGUCUCCAUUGGAUCCACGCACUGCACGAACAAUACGGUCCCAUAGUGCGCAUUUCUCCUCGCGAGAUUGCGGUGGCCGAUCCCGAAUCUUUCGCCGCUAUCCAUCGCAUCGGGUCAGGCUUUACCAAGAGUCCUUGGUACGACAGUAUACCAGAUGGCAUCUUUGCGAUGCGAGACCCAAAAGUCCAUUCGCAGCGUCGAAAGCUUUUUGCCAGGGCCUUUAGUGCGACAGAGCUGCGGGCCAACUGGGAAGGUGUUGUCAGAAAGAAAGUCGAAUUGGCCGUCCAAAAGAUACAGCGAGAGGCCGCGGACCACGGAGAGGUGGACGUGAUGAAAUGGUGGACAUUGAUGGCGACAGAUGUGAUCGGGCAUCUCAGUUUCGGUGAGAGCUUCGAAAUGCUUGAAGUUGGUCGCAAGACCGAAUAUAUAGACGUUCUCGAAUCUGCACUCAUCAACAGCGGUAUCAGGUCCGAACUCCCACUUCUACACGCCAUCCUUAGCUAUUUACCCAUCCCUUCCAUUCGAGCACUCAUCAACGCAAACAAGUAUCUCUACAACUAUGGCGCUCGAGCAGUCGCAAACCUGCGUAAUCAGAGUGGGAAUGCAUCAAACCUCUUCGGCACAAUGCUAGCUACACUGGAGAGCGAGGUCUCUGAGAAGGCUGCUUCGCUGGUACCGCUCACCGACCAUCAGGUCCAACUUGAAGCUGGAAAUCUCAUUGUCGCUGGUUCGGACACCACGUCCGUCACGCUAACCUACCUCAUCUGGGCUGUCCUUCAACGCCCUGAUUUACAGCGCCGGCUGGAGGAGGAGGUGUCGGGUCUGCCAGAGCGGUUUGAUGAUGCGGCGGUGGAGAAGCUCCCGCUUCUGGAAGCUGUCAUCAAUGAAACGCUGAGACUCUACGGGGCUGCGCCUGGAGGGUUGCCAAGAAGCGUGCCGAAAGGGGGUGCGACCCUGUGUGGGCAAUACAUCCCAGAGGAUUUCGUUGUUGAGACCCAAGCAUACACUCUCCAUCGCAAUGCGGACAUCUUCCCCAAUCCCCUCAAAUUUGACGAGUCCCGGUUCCUUGACCCGCAGAACCGCACCAAGCUUCAAAAAGCCGUGUUUACGCCCUUUGGGGCAGGCUCUCGGAUCUGCCUUGGUAUUCACCUUGCGAGAAUUGAGUUGCGCCUUGCUACAGCGGUAUUCUUUCGAAACUGCCGAGGCGCAAGGCUAAGCAAGUCUAUGACUGAUGGGCUGAUGGAGAUCGAGAACUUCUUCCUCAUAGCGCCUAAGGGUCACACCUGCAAGGUGGUGUUGUGAUUGUACUUGCUCGUUUUACCAAGGUGUUCG
Molecule: messenger RNA, 1503 nt
Organism: Ilyonectria robusta
Lineage: Eukaryota; Fungi; Ascomycota; Sordariomycetes; Hypocreales; Nectriaceae
Product: cytochrome P450
Exons: 4
Coding region: 1-1473 (490 amino acids)
Molecular function (GO): oxidoreductase activity, acting on paired donors, with incorporation or reduction of molecular oxygen; iron ion binding; monooxygenase activity
Source: RefSeq, a predicted model, not a curated record